This is a messenger RNA of Pelobates fuscus (common spadefoot toad), 3160 nucleotides long. It is a transcript of the gene MPZL1, whose product is annotated as myelin protein zero like 1. The record is from RefSeq and is a predicted model, not a curated record. Lineage: Eukaryota; Metazoa; Chordata; Amphibia; Anura; Pelobatidae. The coding region runs from base 44 to 838 and encodes 264 amino acids. Gene Ontology annotation, cellular component: cell surface; plasma membrane; focal adhesion. The transcript is spliced from 6 exons.
GGGUGGGGUUUCGGCAGUGCUUUACGGUAGUCGCACGGUGAGGAUGGCUGAGCUGCGGGCGGUGGGUCCCCGGUGCGACUGGCGGUGGCUGGUCUUGGUGGUGUCGGUGCUGUGUAUGUCAUGUCCGGUUUCUGCUAUAGACGUAUAUGGCCCAAGUGAGCUCUUUAUAGAAAAUGGCACAGAAGCCAGGUUGCCCUGUACUUUUAAAUCAUCGGAAGUUACCAGCACUAGUUUACUAGCUAUAUGGAAGUUCGAUGCUCAAUCCAAAGGGGGUGACUUUGUGACGAUUUUUUAUUACACAGGUGGGACAAAUCAGCAUAAAAGUAAAGACCAGUUUACGGGUCGUAUCUCUUGGGCUGGUGAUCUCAACAAGAGAGAUGUUUCAGUCAAAAUAAAAAAUAUGCAGUUUAUUGACAAUGGCACAUAUGAGUGCACAGUAUUCAAUCCCCCAGACGUCAGCGGCAAACCUAACAAAAUCAAGCUUCGAGUUGUUGAAAGAGAGAAUCUUCCAGCAUCCAAUGUUCCCUUUCUUGUUGGGAUAAUAUGUGGAGUGAUCGGAGGCAUCCUUUUGAUUGCUCUUCUCAUAUUUGCACUUGUUAUCUGCAAGAGGAAAAGAUCGAAGAAAAACUACAGCGGCUGCAGCACCACAGAAAGCUUGAUGUCCGUUAAGCAGCCACCGCGCAAGUCUCCUGGCACAGAGGAAUUGGUAAAACCCAUGCCCUCCGCACCUAUUCAGGGGCCGGUAAUAUAUGCCCAGCUGGAUCAUUCCGGAAAGCCAAGCAACCAGAUCAUCAAAUCGGAGUCCGUCGUGUAUUCUAACAUCCGAAGACUCUGCUGAGUUUAUUUCCAAUUAAAGGCCAAGAUGCAAAAUCUACAUUUUAUUUGUGAACUGGAAACGCUUGAUGCAGACUUCAUGCACAAGUUGCGAAUGGCCUUCUUACUUGGGACCAGCGCUAGUGACAAUGAAAACGUUUAUUACUUUAUAUGUUUUAAAGCAAGAUGCAUGAAGGGGUGUGCAGAUGGCAGAGUAGUUGUGCUGUACAGAGAAGAACACAAACCGCCUGGGAAUCAUAAAAAAACGGUUAAAUACUAUGCAACACGACUCUGACAGAACUCCGUCAACCUCUUCCAAGCAGAGGACUCAAACAAGUUAGGAAUUCUAUAAAUAUACAUUUCCUGUAAAACCCGUCUGUGUCAGGGUUCAUGGGAAGAGUAUAUCUUUCUCAUUGGUUUCUAUGGGGAAACAGUAUAGAAGGAUACUUCAGCUUGCAGGGUUUCAUCCAUCGAAAACAAUCAAUGACACUUGUCUCUGCUUUUUCUCCACAGCUGUCUGUCUCAAAUCUAUGGAGGUUCGGAGUUGGCUGACAUAUCUCGGUUAUUCCUUGCUUUCCUCUUGAGCUGCUGUAAAAAUAAAAAAGAACAAUCUGAGUGGUUUCAGAGCAUUUAUGAAUACAAAUAUUUGGAAACCAUCUCUGAGAAUUACUUUUAUUGCCAGCUCACAGAGUGAUAUGGGUAGCAUCAACUUAAACUGUCUUCCAUUGGUACAGUCAUGGAUAUUCACCAAAUAAAUUAGAGGAAACAUUGGCUUUUUUUCUUGGGGCAAAAAAAAAAAAGCUUAUGCCUUUAAAUAUAUAUUAUUUUUUUUUUCUCCCCCAACCCAAACAUGGCAAUAUAGGGAGUCUGUGAAUUCCUCUGUUUGGUGUCCUACAAUAAAUGCUUCUCAAAUGAGAUGAAAUAUCUUUGGAUGAAGUUUAAAACAAAUCACAUUUAUGCAGGGAAAGCUAAUGGUGCAUAGCAGGACUCAAAAUUUCCACUUGCCAAUAGCCUUUGGUGACUGUGCCAUGAACACUCACAGUGGCCAGUAACCGUUAAGGCUUGGCUGGUAGCACAGAACUUGACAUUUUAAGCCCUGGGGCAAAACAUUUAAACAGGGUCAUCCAUAUUCUGUUCUCUAAGCAUCCUGGAGAUGGCUCAGACCAAUGCAAUACAUCUCAAACUGUUACAUCAGAUGUAGACUUAGCUCUGCAUUCUGGCCGUUUAAUAUGUAAUGUACAAUAUCUGCCUAUCUACCUAUACUGCCACAGGAAGCCUUACUCCAUAUCACAACAAAAAGUGCAAUUAUUCUAUCAUUGACAAACCCCUGAUGUGGGCAUCCUUUAUUUUAUAUGCUGGAGAAAAUGCUCCCCCAGUGUGUGUACAGCCACGUAUAAUGUGUACCCGCCAUCAAGCUUGUUAUAGAUUUCUAUCAUUAGGCAGAGAUCCAGAAAGGGAAUCGACAGUAUGACCCCCCAAAAAUGGGCUCACUGUACAAUAUCCAUUAUUCUAACACCUUCCAACAAGGGGACUUGCUGUUAUCCACUACAUCUUGUAAAUACUGUAUUUAAUCUGUCUGUGACCAAUGCUGCAUGACUCAGUGCGCUUUUGCCAUAUUUUUAUAUAAUAUAUUUAAAACAAAAAGAAAGUACAACUGGAAAGGGAAGAGACUAUUUUGAAGGUUUUAAUGAGUAAAAUGGAUAAGGGGUACCAUUGUAGUAAAGUAGCGGGCGACCCCUCUUGUGUUUUAUUGCUUUCGUUACGUGGCUGGGAGAGAUGGGCUUCUCGUCUGUACCAGCUGCCAUUUCAUAACAUUUAAACGUUACUAUAAAAUAGAUAUAUUCAGUAAAACCUCUCAAUACAGUGUUUAUUGUAAAAUAUUUAGCUUGUCUUCUAUUUUUAUUGCACGAGUCUUUUGGUUAUAUAUUCAGAGAGUACUGUUUAGGUUACAUUUCUGUUGCUGGAUUCAAUGUGUGUAUGUAUAUAAAACCCUCUAUAUAAUCAUAUAGACGUUUCCAACAUAUCCUGUUUUGUGACUCAGUUUACGCGCCCUGAAGCUUUAUUUUUUUUGUUUGUAAAAUAAGAGUUUAUCAUGUUGUCUUUGAUAUUGUUUAAAUGUAAUCGUACGUUUUUUUUUAGUUUACAUAUCUCUUUGAGCUACUCUCGCCCGAUGAAAUGUUAUAUUUGGUUAUCCCGAUAAUCUAUGUUCACUGCCUAAACACCUUUUUUAUUUCCUCUGACUGGAUUUGUGAAAUUAACUGUUCUGUAUUUAUACAACUAACCUGAAUACUGGAAUAAAUGAGAACGACACAGUUCUAUGUACAUGUGUGAACAUUCCUUUCAAAUU